Molecule: messenger RNA, 3285 nt
Organism: Paracoccidioides lutzii Pb01
Exons: 1
Coding region: 1-3285 (1094 amino acids)
Source: RefSeq, a predicted model, not a curated record
AUGAAAAUGUAUAACGCCCUCUCCCAGUCCGACGACCACGACGACGACGAAGUGGCCUCCGAUGCCUCAGCCUCGGAUAGAUCAGAGUCCCCUCUUCCGCCGUCGAACAACCUGCCAUUCCAGAAAAUCUCUCUGGAUGUCCACAACCUGGGCGGAGGAGCGUUUAUGAGUCCCGCAAACAUGGGUGAUGAGGCCAGCCCAACCUCACUAAGCUCGGUGAUCAAAUCCUUAGCAGCCACUUCGGCCAGCUAUGACAUGUUAGAAGAAGAUGACUACACAGCCGCUGCAGAUCUCGAGAAUUCCCCCGCCCAUAUUGAUUCUCUUCCUUCCUCCUCGCAAAGCCAUCUCAAGAGCAAUAACAACACGAAUGGUAUCUCCUCCAAUCGCUCCAGUAAAAAUACCGCCAGUCCUGUGUCUCCAGAUGAGCCUAUAAUCCAGUCAUCCGUAUCAGGGCGUCCUGUUCCCCUGCGCCAUCCAACUCCAGACCUGCAAUCACUACAGGGCGCCUACGUGGGAAACGUUGAGCGGCUGGAGAGGUCUGCAGAGACACUGAGCAGUACCUCGGACAUCAGGGGGGAAUUGCGGAAAUUGAACCUAGAACAGAAAAGGCGGUCUGUGAGCUCUCCCGGUUGCAGUGCCGUGAACCCGCGUGGCCCAGCCUCUCCUGUCCGGAAUUAUUCUACACCGUCCCUGUCAAACUCAAUAAUCAGUGUAAAUAAUACCGCAAGAUCUAACGGAUACUCACCGGAAGCGUACGUCACGUCUCCAAGGGGUUCUAUCAUGUCGGGCUCUUCCUCACAGAGCAUUGCGGGCUCCGCAUCGCGCGUUCGAUCGGCCUCAGGUGCUUCUCGGCUAGCCCAGGUCCCCGAACCCGUAAUCGAGGACCAGCCUGCGCAAUUUCAGCAGAUUCCGGCGAAGGCCCCUCUCCUGCCUCCUCCCGAUAUCCCUCAGCGUAGUUUCUUCGAUGAGCAACACCCGCAACUUCCUCUCUCCGACCCAAAUUCGACAGCCUACGAUGAUAUUCCAGAAGAGUGCCCAGACUCUGCUGAUUCAACGGAUACCUACAAGGAAUCCAUGGCGUUAUUUAAAGACUUUGAUGGCGUGCAUUUCACGCCGCACCCAAGGGAACGGCCCCCGCACCAGCGGGUAUCGUCGACCAAACUACCUCUUACCAAAGAGUCGCAUCCGUUAAAUGUCCCCCCUCCAGGCCAGAAAAUGGUAUACUACCCUGCGCCCGUUCCAAUGGUACUUAACCUACCGCAACGACUAUCGAAAAAGCCCAAUCCGCAGUACGAAAAACACCGUUCCCAGAUCAUCAAUUCCCUCUCAGCAGACGCACGGAAAGUAGCUGCUUGGUUACCACCUCCAGACGAUAAUGACAAGGAAGUGAAAGGGGAUGCACGACAGGCUAAGAGAUUAUCGGAAUUACCCCCUCAAUUACGCGCGAGCGCUUUCUUUGAACAACCUCCUGCCCAGUUAGAUAUUCAAAUCAAGCAGAAUUCGGCGGUUGCUACACUUGAUAGCAUUCUGGAUGCCGCUGCAAAAGCACCGGUUAGCGCAUUUACAGAUCACCCAAUUGUAGGACAUGUUGGUGCGGAGGUCUAUGGGAAACCGAGCGGGAAGCGGAGAUUAAAGAAAGUUUCUAAGCCUAAGGCGGAGAAGAAGGGCAAGCAUGUUUCUCGCAAGUCUCUAAGCGCCCGAGACAGCGUGGUUGCGCUUCAAAACGAAGGAGGUCUUGGACAGCAAGAAAGAAGUAUUGAGACUGAGGGUCAUGCUGCUGAGGGCAGCGACGAGGUGACACCGUUUCGAGAAUCGUAUGAUGGGGAUGCAGCGGGUAGGGAACAGUUGGCUAGUAAUCUUCAUAACGAUGCCGAUCGGAGAGAUGACGAAGAUGACGAUGAGUGGAAUGAAGGCCGUAAUGAGGAAGACGAGUGUUUAAGGGAAGGUGAAAAAGAAGGCGAGGAUGAGGACGAGGAUUCCGAUGACGAGACAGACCUUGAGGAAACCUACGUCGGAGCCCCAACAACCCUCCUCGCCGAGCUCCAAAUGCGCAAACAAGAACAAAAACAGCGACGCCGCACCGCAGCCACCGCCUUCCCCAACGGCAUGCACUCGACUCUACUCGAACUCGACGCCGUCGCGCAGCACCAGCGCAUGACGCGUAAUCAGCGGCAUAUUACGCUCGCCUGGGAAGAUCCGGGGAUUGCAGAGCGUAACAAACCGGAAGACGAGAAUGUCCCGCUCGCUGUGCUUUAUCCAAAGAAUCUGCUGAACGAUGAGAAUAGGCCUAUGGGUCUUAUGGAGAAGUUGGAGUUGGAGGAGAAUGAGCCGCUUAGUCGGAGGAGGGCGAGGAUUCGUGGUGAGCCUCUUUGUGGUGGAGGUGGGCGGAAUGGUUUCCGUGACAGCGAGAUACUUGAAGGUGAUGGUAAUGGCCCUGGCAAUGCGGGCCCUGAUGGUGAUGAUGAAGGGGAAGAAGGCGAGACGCUGGCACAGCUCGCACGCCGUUUGAAGGCUGAAGAAAUUGAUGCAAAGUUAACGAGGGACUUUACGGAUGAGUUGCUUAGUCAGUUUGGGGUGAAGUCGACUGAUGGGGCUGAGGGGGAGCAGGGGAAGGAGGGAGAAGAGCAAUCGUCUUCGCGUGGGGAGGAGAAGGAGAAGAAGAAGGAGAAGGAGACGGAGACGGAGACGGUUGAGCCGGCGGAGGAGACGUUGGGACAACGACGACAGCGUCUGCAAGCUGAGAAAGAAAAGACGUUGGCGAACGGGGGAGCGGUGGCGGAAAAUACACUCUCUGCCCCGCUUAAGCAGCGACAUUCCCUUGCGAGUGUCCUGCAAGCCCACCCAUCUGGAAAUGCGGGGAGUAAUCCGUAUCUCUCUGGUGGGGAUGGGAGAGGGACUUGGAAUGCGAAUAGGGGUGGACUGCGGAAUCCCUACCAGCAACAGGUACAAGCACAGGCACAAGCGCACCCACAACUCGCCAAUCACAUGGCGAUGAAUUUGAUGCAGCAGCAGUAUCACCAGCAGGGGUAUGGAUAUGGAGCGGCGGGGAACGGUACCAAGUACGCCAUGAAUCCGUCGUCUCAUGUCAAUGCGGGUACGAGUGGUUAUCGACAGUCCGGACAGUUUGUACAGGGCCAGUAUCCUCACGCCGGAUCUAUGAAUAAUCUUGGGAUGUAUGGGAAUGGAUAUGGGGACGCGCAUAUUGCUGGUGUGCAGCGGAGUGCUAUUAUAGAUCCCGGGCAGGCGGCUUUGAUUGAUCGGUGGAGACAGAGUGUACGGAAUUAA